AUGAGUGAGUCUAUUCGAGUUGCUGUCAUUGGGGCUGGUAUCAGCGGAGUGGUUACUGCUGGCCAUCUUCUGGCUGCUGGAAUCCAAGUGACGGUUUUUGAGAGAAACAAUGCAUCUGGUGGAGUGUGGCUGUAUGAUAAACGUGCUCCGAUUGAAGCCCAGUACCCAUCACCGAGACCGUCAGCUUCACAGGAAUAUGUGAAGGAUGCGAGGGAAGGUAGCGAAAGAAAGAUCUUACUUCAUGCACCUCCAGGCCCUUGUUACGAAAGUCUCACCAACAAUGUCUCCACCCCUUUACUAGAGACAAAACUCAACACAUGGCCAGAAGGGACUGGUCCGUUUGUAAAGCAUCAUGUGCUUAAGGAUUAUAUCCAAGACACGUCGAAAAAGGCCGGUGUUGAUGAUAUUACCAAAUUUGGCGCCCGAGUCACGCGAGUUCACAAGGACGGGCCGACAUGGACGGUUCACUGGAGUACUUUGAGCGAAGGCCAAGAUCCCGUGGAGAAUGAAGAGUCUGCAAAGGUCCUAUUACUUGGUGGAGGCGUCUCUUCUCUCGACAUAGCCACUGAAAUUAGUGGAACCGCAGACCACGUGUAUCAAAGUACUCGAAAUGGUGCCUUUGAUCUCCCCGCAAGUGCACUUCCUGGAAACGCCUCGAGAAUUGCAGAGGUCGAAGCAUUCGAAAUUUCUACUUCGACAUCCACAAACACCGGACACUUGCCCUUGACCGUACAUCUCAAAUCCGGGGAGACCUUGCACAACAUAGAUACAAUCAUUCUUUGCACAGGAUACCAAAUGGCACUUCCGUUCCUUGAUGAAUAUAACGAUUACGGUGUAUCUGCGGCCGAGGCAAAUGACCAGGUGCUUGUUACAGAUGGCACUCAGGUCCACAACUUACAUGAAGAUAUUUUCUAUAUCCCGGAUCCCACGCUUGCGUUUGUCGGCAUUCCUUUCUACACUGCGACGUUCUCGUUGUUCGAGUUCCAAGCUAUAGCGGUGGCAGCCUUCCUAUCUGGGGUUGCGCAGCUUCCAUCUACUGCGAGCCUUCGGACGGAAUAUGAGAAUCGUAUUAAAGAGAAGGGACUUGGACGGAGCUUCCAUUCACUCAAGGAUCAAGAGCAACCUUAUGUCGAGAAAUUAAUCAAAUGGGUCAAUACUGGGAGAAUUGAGCGUGGAUUGUCGUUGAUUGAGGGUCACACUCAGACCUGGAUCACCGAGAAAGCAGCUUUGAGCGCGAGACUUCAGUUGAUCAUGACAGGGAAGCUUUCUCGGGCAGAUCUUCUCAAACGCCCUUUGGAGGUGGGAGUGACUGCAUGA
This is a messenger RNA of Penicillium digitatum Pd1, 1317 nucleotides long. The record is from RefSeq and is a predicted model, not a curated record. NCBI's taxonomy places the organism in Eukaryota, Fungi, Ascomycota, Eurotiomycetes, Eurotiales, Aspergillaceae.